This is a messenger RNA of Malurus melanocephalus (red-backed fairy wren), 2566 nucleotides long. It is a transcript of the gene DCAF17, whose product is annotated as DDB1 and CUL4 associated factor 17. Gene Ontology annotation, biological process: protein ubiquitination. The transcript has 14 exons. Gene Ontology annotation, cellular component: Cul4-RING E3 ubiquitin ligase complex. Bases 1 to 1599 code for a protein of 532 amino acids. NCBI's taxonomy places the organism in Eukaryota, Metazoa, Chordata, Aves, Passeriformes, Maluridae. The record is from RefSeq and is a predicted model, not a curated record.
AUGUGCCCGCAGGCGGCCGCGGGCAGGGCCAGGGGCAGGGCCGCCCCCCGGGCGUGCGGGGUGCACAACGUCUGCCGCCUCCUCAUCCGCAGGGSCCAGGGCUUCUAUGCCAGAGAUGCUGGUGUCGCCCACAGGAAAAACCUGGGACUCCUCAGAAAGAUAAUGUGCCAGGAAAGUACUAAGUUCAAGAAUGUUUGGACAACUCAUUCUGCAUCUCCUAUUGCRUAUGAAAGAGGAAGAAUUUACAUGGACAAUUACCAAUGCUGCAUUAGCAGUAUUGCACAAGAGCCAAGAAUACUUUAUCAAAAGUCAAAGUGUGGCAAGUCUGAAAAAAUAGAAGAUGCUUUACUAUUGGAAUGUCCACUGGGAGAAAUGCUACCAAAUCCAUCGGAUUAUAAAGCUUCCCUGAUAGUCUUGACAGUGCAGAACUGGCUUCUACGUCUCUCUGCUGAUAGUGGAGAAGUACUGGAAAAAGUAUAUCUUGCUGGUUCCUGUUGCAAAUUCUUCAGGUACCUGAGCUGGGAUACUCCUCAAGAGGUAAUGAUUGUAAAGUCAGCUCAGAAUAAGCUCCCUGCAGCAGCACGGCAGGCAGGAAUCCAACAGACUGUAUUGUUUUAUCUCGCUGUAUUCCAAGUUUUGCCUCUUUCAUUCAUUGGAAUGCUGGAAAUAAAUAAAAAGAUUUUUGGUAAUAGUGUGACAGAUGUUGCAGUUUCUAAUGGAAUCCUGAUUGUGAUGUAUAGCAUGGGUCUYGUCAGACUCUACAACUUCAAGGCCAUUUUAGAACAGUUCAUGGAACAACCAUUUCAUUUGGGACAAGAAUUCAACUGGAAUGGUCAGGUGGGAGUUGUAGGAAAGUAUCCAUUUGGUCUUCCAUGUAACAUUAAAAUCACAGAUACCCCACCUUUGCUAUUUGAAGCAUCUUCUCUGGAGAAUGCAUUUCAAAUUGGAGGUUACCCUUGGCAUUAUAUCAUCACACCUAACAAGAAAAAACAUAAAGGAGUCUUCCAUAUUUGUUCUCUGAAAAACAAUGCUUUGGCAAAAAAUGGCAUACAGGAUAUGAAAUGCUGUUCACUUGAACCUGACUGGAUAUAUUUCCAUCCAGAUAUGUCAGGCAGAAUAAUCCACGUGGGACCGAAUUUGAUUAAAGUCUUAAAGCUUAAGGAAGUUAAAAAUCAUGCAGAUCAAAUGGAGAUUGCAGAAGAUUUUACGAUAGUAGCCAACAGAGAAAACUGUGUGAACAACAGUGUUACUGUAACAGCWUCUGGUCGAGUGGUGAAAAAGCGUUUUACCUUGCUGGACGAUGACCCGGAACAAGAGACAUUCAAAAUUGUGGACUAUGAAGAUGAAUUGGAUUUAUUAUCAACUGUGGCAGUUACUCAGAUAGGAGCUGAUGGAAGAGCUCACCUUGACUUUCAUUGUAAUGAUCAUGGGAUACUACUUAAGAGUAUUCCAUUAAAGGAGUCCUGGGAUGUGACUUACAGUCAUGAAGUUUACUUUGACAAGGACCUCGUAUUACAUAUAGAACAGAAGCCUAACAGGAGAUUCAGUUGCCAUGUUUACCARAUGGUCUGUGAUACUGCAAAAGAUGAUGAUUGUUAAUGCUAUGAAAAAAAAAAAAAAACAGGAAGUGUUUUGUAAAAAAAGGAGGGAGAAUUUUUGUAUAUAUUUAAGCCAUAAACACCAGCUACAGCAACUUCCAUUUGGAUGCUAUUUAAGGACUCCAUAUAUAUGAAGUAGUCAAAUACUGUUUUUCUGGCUGGAUUUAAUCUCAACAUUUUAAACUGCUACAUGAGGUCUUGUUUCUUUUUUUCCUUUGUGACACUGUACACAUGCCUGUAGUUCAUUAUGGCUUUUCAUGUAUUCACCAGUUCAUCAUUAAUGCUAGAUGCAUUUGUUACUUCUCUAGGCAAUAGGAUUGAAAUACUGGACAUUAAGGAGAAAAAUGUGGACUUACUCAUUAUCUACCAUCUGCUAUGAAUUGUCUUACACAGUUUUACCUAUGCAACUCUAAUAAAAAUGGUUAAUYAAUGAAAGUAUGUAAAACUAUCUAGGAUAAAUUUUGUAUUUAGUAUAAAAAUUKUAGUGUUACCAUUAAACCACUUAGACAGAAUCUUUCUCUUGGUUUGGUGUGAGAAAUAAAAUGACUCAGGUUUUCUGGUAGUGUAUGUUUCAGUUUAAAGGAAAUGUUAAUAAUUUAUGUAUUUUACUGUCUUUUUAAUGUAUUUUUUAAUAUGUUUUCACAGAUAUAGRUAUAUAAAAGUAAGUAAUUCUCUGCUUGUCCCUGUGUUAAGGGUCAGGAGUUGUUCAAUCUGAGCCAAAGCUCCCAGCUGUUCACCCUUAUUACUGAGUGCAGCCUAUCUGAUACUGKGGAGUGCUGUGGGGUAUAUUCAGAAUCUACAGAAUGAAAGCUUUCAUUUUAAAAUAAAAAACACCCACAACAACAAAAUGCAGGCUGUAGACUUCAUGGUGAUAAAGUUUCCAAAUGCAAGCCAAAGAUGGGCUCAGAAGAAUAGCUCAUCAAAAUGACUCAGUACCACCACUGUCAUCAUGAGCAUGGUAAUGCUAA